Molecule: messenger RNA, 478 nt
Organism: Telopea speciosissima
Lineage: Eukaryota; Viridiplantae; Streptophyta; Magnoliopsida; Proteales; Proteaceae
Product: membrane magnesium transporter
Exons: 4
Coding region: 51-371 (106 amino acids)
Cellular component (GO): early endosome; Golgi apparatus; EMC complex
Source: RefSeq, a predicted model, not a curated record
GGAAAAGCUGAAGAAAAGAAGUGACAACUCCGAAGUUAAGAGCGGUGGAGAUGGGGGUUGGGUUUCUGAUCGGAGUCAUUGGAGUUGCAAUUCUUGGACAUGCGGCUUACUCUACCAUUCAGUAUAGGAGUUUGUUGAAGAUCCUGGAGGAAGAAUUCUCAGGGCCUCCUAUGAAUGUGGUGGUUGAACUGAUUUUAGGGUUAGCUUUCUGUAUGUUUGCAGCGUUAAGUGUGCCGGGAAAAUUCCUAUCCAUACUUCCUGAUUCGGACGAGAACAGGAUAGUUUCAUUACCAGACAAUCUAGACUUUAUGGUCUUUAACCACCGUGGCAAAGUAUUUCCUCCAGAGAUGGAUAUGAAGCUCAAACUUUAGGUUUGUGUCUGAAUCAAGAUAUUGUCAACUGAUUGCUGUUUUAUUUGGAGCACCUACUUCAGUUCUGGAAUCGCCCUUAAUGUUGAAUUUUCGAUAGCUAACCCUUG